AUGAAACAUUACCAGCAUCAGGAAGCUUCACAUUCUCUGCCCUCAUUUUGUGUGUGUGUGUGUGCUGUGGUCAAACAUUGCUCCCGGCUCUGGGAAUAUUUAAAUGACUCACUGAUUUGUUUUAUGGAAUGUGAAUAAUGAUCGAGCAGGAGGGUUUCCCCCGAACUUUUUCCGCGUGUUGCUGACAGUUGGUGUGAUUGACGGCUGAACCAUGGGGACGCAGAUCCGCUUCUCUUCGUGCUGGCAUAGUUUUUUAAAAUGUUUUAAAAAGCCGAACCAAUCUGAACCUGAUUCAAAGCGUCAGGAAAAGGGUAUCACUGUUUUUGUAAAUUCCGCUGCUGACAGUAAAGCAGAUCCAGACUUUCAUUCGAAACGCUCCUUACCGCCGCUCCCAGCCGGGGGGCCCGGGGAUCUUUAUAUCGCCCUGUAUGACUACACCGCCCGUACCGAGGAGGACCUGAGCUUCAGUACCGGGGACACGUUAGAGGCUCUGGAUAAAAGCGCUGGGGACUGGUGGUUUGCCAAAGCCCUCAACGGGGUCUCGGCGUCCAAAAAGGGAUACAUCCCGGCGAACUAUGUGGCUCCUGUGGAGAGUAUUGAUGCAGAACCAUGGUAUUUUCCCGACACCAAGCGGCUGGAUGCAGAGAAGAUGCUGCUGGCAGAGGGGAACCAGCAAGGAGCCUUCCUCAUCAGGAACUGUGAGAGUCAGAAAGGCGAGCGCUCCCUCUCAGUGCUGGACUGUGGGAAGGUGAAGCAUUACAAGCUGAAAAAACUGGAGAAUGGUCACAUGUUCAUAUCGAGGACCCAAUCCUUCCUUACUGUACAGGAGUUGGUGGCUCAUUAUUCCCAGCAGGCCGAUGGCCUCUGUGUGCGUCUGGGAGAGCCUUGCAAAAAGAUGGAGGCUCCACAGACUCAUGGCCUCUCCUACAACACCGUGGACCAAUGGGAGAUUGAUCGAAAAUCCAUCAAUUUGCAAAAGAAGCUUGGUGCCGGACAGUUUGGAGAAGUGUUCGAAGGCCUGUGGAACGAAACCACAGUGGUCGCAGUGAAGACCCUCAAACCUGGAACCAUGGACCCUGAGGACUUCCUGAGAGAGGCUCAGAUCAUGAAGAGGCUGAGACAUGCCAAGCUGAUCCAACUGUACGCUGUGUGCACCAUGGAGCAGCCCAUCUACAUCAUCACUGAGCUGAUGAAGAACGGCAGCCUGCAGGAUUACCUCCAAAAGGAUAAGGGCACGACGCUGGGUAUCUCUGACCAGAUAGAGAUGGCUGCCCAAGUGGCGUCGGGCAUGGCUUAUCUGGAGCUUCAGAACUACAUCCACAGAGACCUGGCAGCCAGGAACGUGCUGGUGGGAGAGAACAACAUCUGCAAGGUGGCCGACUUUGGCCUCGCCAGGGUCUUCAUGAAAGAGAAUGAAAAUGUGUAUGAAGCCAAAGAAGGAUCUAAAUUCCCUGUGAAGUGGACCGCUCCAGAAGCCAUGCACGACAACAAGUUCAGCAUUAAAUCAGAUGUUUGGUCCUUUGGAGUUCUGCUGUAUGAGAUCAUGACAUUUGGACAGAUGCCUUACCCCGCCAUGUCAAAUUACCAGGUGGUUCAGAGGGUUCCCCAGGGCUACAGGAUGUCAUGCCCACCCAACUGCCCCAAAGUCAUGUAUGACAUGAUGACGGACUGCUGGAAGCAGGACGAGCAGGACCGACCCACAUUCGAGACGCUGCAGUGGAAGCUAGAGGACUUCUUCGACAUGGACGUCACCUCGUACGAUGAUGCCGGCCGGUACUAGCACACUGACCAGGCUGCGAGACAUGGAGAGAAAGACACAAAAACACGAUUCUUUCUGCACUGAAAAUAAAUCAAAAUCACCUGAAUCCGAACAUGAACCAGUUAACAGAUCAAAGGCUAAUCUGAAUGUCCGCUCAUUGCGGUCAACUGAAGGAUCUAAAAUGUGUGAUCUGCAUGUGAUGAAUCACAGGGUGUAUCUGGAUGCAGCAGCAGUUGGUGAGGACCUGGACACUUUGUAAGACAACUCAAAGCACUUCAGACCAGCUGCUGUAACUAAAGCACUCAAUUGGAGCAGAGACAGAGAGUUGCUAUCCGGCCAUCUCCCCCAACUGGUUCUUCCUGCUGAAAGGAAUGUGUGCCAUACAUUCUUUCCAUUGCCGAGCUGCCUGCCAUAAGUCAAGAGUCACUUCUGACACGCUCCAUCAGUUCGGCUUUGUGUCUGCUCAGAGUGAGUGGCAGGUGCCCUCCUCUGCACCCAUUCCUAAAUGCAUAACUUCCAGAAAUGAUUUAAGGUUAUUUAAAGGAAGGACACUGUCAUUGGUCCCAGCUAAAGGGGCACAGUAAAUAAAAAGAUAACACUCUAAACUGCUUGCACAAAGCUACUUCACUGUCAAGGCCAGCCCAGGGCCUUGAUUAUAUAAUGAAAUAGUUUCACUCAAGCCUUUGUACCCUGUAAGACAGGUGCAAGAGUUGAAAUGAGGUACGGAUGUGGUCCAGCUUCUACCAAGCCCUGAGGUGUCUUGAAAAACGGAAUGACCUACUAUACAUUUACUACAUGAUAUUAAAAUUGUAACUAAUAAUUAAAGCAGCUUAGAAUGAAUUAUAAACAACAUAUUAGUAAGCUUGGUCAUUACUCUUCUUCAGCCUACCCUCUUUUAGCUUGGUUUUGUUCUGAAAAGAUGUCUGGGUAUUUGAAAAUACUCCAUGGUUUUAUUUUUUUGCUGAAACGGCUUCCUGCUGCAUUUGAAAUUGUUGAUUAGUCAAUAACUAAUGCAUAUUUUUUAGCAAUUAAAGUGUUAUCUUUGACACCCCUUGAAAGGUGUUAAAGAUUGUUUAAUAUAAUACCCUUGUAAUUUGAUUAUUAUGAUUGCGCGCAGGAGUUACUUAUUUCUCCUUUAAUACCUGGCCCACUACUUUUUUCUAGGUCCCCAAAUCUCCCAGCCUGCCCCUGGGAUAAUGACCCGCAGACUGAACAAUGUCACGCUGUGUGCCUUGAUUUUUAGGAAGUAUUUCUUCAUCAUGUUGUCAGAUCCACGUUCUUCCUCUGGCUCAACAUGCAGUGGCACAGUGGACGAUUUCAGGCUCUGAUGGCUCUGAAUGAUGUCUUGGUCUAAUGAACAAAAUAUUUAAAUAGUAAAUCACAUAUAUGUCAGUGUUUAUGUAAUCCUGUGUUUUACAUUAUUAAAUUACUUUUACCUACUAUGA
Molecule: messenger RNA, 3204 nt
Organism: Eleginops maclovinus (Patagonian blennie)
Lineage: Eukaryota; Metazoa; Chordata; Actinopteri; Perciformes; Eleginopidae
Gene: frk
Product: fyn-related Src family tyrosine kinase
Exons: 8
Coding region: 212-1780 (522 amino acids)
Biological process (GO): cell surface receptor protein tyrosine kinase signaling pathway; protein phosphorylation; innate immune response
Cellular component (GO): extrinsic component of cytoplasmic side of plasma membrane
Molecular function (GO): non-membrane spanning protein tyrosine kinase activity; signaling receptor binding; ATP binding
Source: RefSeq, a predicted model, not a curated record